AUGGCACCCGUAGAUGGUGUCCCUUCUACUCUAGCGCCAAUCGCCGAAUCGGAACGACGCGGACCUCUGGAAGACGACCCAAACUCCUCAGCAUCGAAUCUCGCCACGCCGCCGCAAUCCCCCGCCGGUCCUCACCAGCCAAAACGGUCAUCUUUGAACGAUAUAUUGCGGGAAAACAGCCGGCAUCGCUUGUUCGUCCGUCCCUGGAAAUGGACCUCACGGCAUCUGCGGCUGCUGGACUGCCGAUUCCUUCUCGAGAAAGGGGAACGGAAGUCCGAGGUAAUGGACACCGAAAGCUCCGUUCAAGAUGGCUUGACAAUCAGCCAACAACAGAAACGUCCCGGGCACCUUUCAAGCGAGGAGGUUGCUACUGCUAUAGAUCACUUGUCUUGUGACAGCCAUAGGCUCAGGCUGUCGGCAAUUGGACUUCUUCUCUCCGAUCAUGGUUUCCACCAGCGCCCGUGCUCCAACCUGUACUUCUACUUCCAUCAGAGGAUUGUCACGACCCUACGAAUUGAUGGCCUUUUCUCAUUCCCAUCAUCUCGCUCAGACAUUCCCCCUCUUGCGUACCUUGACCUUAAAAAGCUGCGCUCGCGAGGUGAGAUGCUAGUCGUGCCUUCAGCCAGCCGCAGACCCAAUCCGCCCGUCGCCCGUCUUCGGUUAAAGCACCAACGCCGUUUCCGACCGGCAAACGAAAUCGAAGAUCCAUACAUCGUGGCCGUUCUGGUCGCUCUUGCCCAAAAGCGACAGCAGUACCGCUUCCGCAAUCUCGCGGCGGAUCUCAAGGUUCAUGUUUUGGUUCUCCCGACGGACGCACAGCGCUUCUUUUUCUAUACGGCUCGUUUCUCGGCCCCGUUCCUCAAUCGAUUCGACCAGCCGUCUAAAUAUUUCCCAGGCGACCCGCUCUGCAUCUCCUAUUGCUCUAUUCCAUUCGCACCCAUAGCAGACACGAUCCGAGGAAUGGAAAAGGCAAUGUCCAUAGUCCCCGAUAAUGGUCAACGGGAGCAGCCGUCAGAGGACAACCAUGAGGAGUUUUGAUUACAGCACCAUGCAUGGAUGUAGACGAGGCUUAGCAGCCCUCAACGAUGGUGGGUGCUGCCGAGAGGCUACCUCCAACACACGGCCAAAUGUGGCCUCGAUCCAUGAGACCAAGGCCAUUUGCUAUGCGGAACUUCAUGAAGGAUGGGCACACGAGUCGC
Molecule: messenger RNA, 1199 nt
Organism: Chaetomium fimeti
Lineage: Eukaryota; Fungi; Ascomycota; Sordariomycetes; Sordariales; Chaetomiaceae
Exons: 3
Coding region: 1-1038 (345 amino acids)
Source: RefSeq, a predicted model, not a curated record